AGUGUGCAGCUUGCUUUUAUGGAUAUAGACAAAGUUAUUGUUUCUUUCUAGUCGUGGUAAGCAGUUGACAUGGGAAUUUUCCAUUAGGUUCACAUUGUUUCCAUUCCUAGGGUGCUCCUUCAAGCAACCCAUAAUAAAGUUAGAUAGCUAUAUAAUUAGCUAUAUAAAGCUAAAACAGAGCAGAAAUUAUCAUGGCAGGACAAGUUGCAGCAAUAAAAUUACGACAGUUUAUAGACCCAGCACCAGAGACCAUUCCAGGAACUAUUUUUCAUCAGGGAAAGGAUGUUAUUGGUUACUUUCCUGGACAGCUGGCACGACUUUAUAUUGCAUAUCCUCCUGAAGGACGGUUAAGACCUUUUACAAAGCUACCACCAGCUCCCAAAAAAGAAGAAGUCAUAUAUCCACAUGAGUUUGAUUAUUUAAUACUGCACCAGUAUAUUCAUUAUCAAAAUGCAAAGAUGAAGGUCCUUGACUGGUACACACAAACUACAUACAAAGAAGCAUUUACAUUACCAUGUUUCAAAUCAGGUAGUGCAGAUAGCUAUCGCCACAGAUCAGAUGCUGAAAUACUAUCACUUUGGAAAAGUACAUCUGCUAUGAAGAAAGAGAGAAUUAAACCUUCUUUCAUGGGUUUUGGAUAACUGCUAA
Messenger RNA from Pantherophis guttatus, 648 nucleotides. RefSeq names its product sperm microtubule inner protein 3 (gene SPMIP3). The record is from RefSeq and is a predicted model, not a curated record. NCBI's taxonomy places the organism in Eukaryota, Metazoa, Chordata, Lepidosauria, Squamata, Colubridae.